AUGAGCUCUGAGUCAGUAAAGGUGGUUGUUCGCUGCCGCCCAAUGAAUGAAAAAGAACAGGCAAACAAAUUUGAAAGGGUGGUCUCUGUGAAUGUGAAACUGGGCCAAAUUAUUGUCAGGAACCCCAAGGAAACUCUAACCAGCAGUCCUCCCACAGUAUUUACUUUUGAUUCAGUCUACAGCUGGAACUCCAAACAAAUAGAUCUUUAUAAUAAAACCUUCAUGCCCCUGGUAAAUUCAGUUCUUCUUGGCUUCAAUGGGACUAUCUUUGCCUAUGGGCAGACAGGUACAGGGAAGACAUACACAAUGGAAGGGUUGAAAAAUGAUCCAGAGAGCAGAGGGGUGAUCCCUAGCGCCUUUGAUCACAUCUUCAAACAUAUCUCACGCUCCCAGAAUCAGCAGUACCUGGUGAGAGCAUCAUAUCUUGAAAUUUACCAAGAUGAGAUCAAGGACCUGCUCUCCAAGGACCAAUCCCAUCGUCUUGAGCUGAGUGAGAGGCCUGACACGGGAGUUUUUGUCAAAGACCUGUCAUCAUUUGUCACCAAGAGUGUGCAAGAGAUCGAGAAUGUCAUGAAGGUGGGCAACCAGAAUCGUUCUGUGGGUGCUACAAACAUGAAUGAACACAGUUCCCGAUCUCACGCCAUUUUCGUCAUCACUGUUGAGUGCAGUGAGCUGGGUGUGGACGGAGAGAACCAUAUCAGAGUUGGCAAACUGAACCUGGUAGAUUUAGCCGGCAGUGAAAGGCAGGCCAAAACUGGUGCUCAGGGGGAGAGGCUUAAAGAAUCCACAAAGAUCAACCAGUCACUUUUUGCCCUGGGGAAUGUCAUGUCAGCUCUGGUGGAUGACAGGGCCAGCCACAUCCCCUACCGAGAUUCAAAACUCACCCGUCUGCUGCAGGACUCCCUGGGAGGCAAUGCCUGCACUGUCAUGGUUGCCAACAUUGGGCCGGCAUCCUACAACAUGGAGGAGACCUUAACAACAUUGCGAUACUCCAACAGAGCAAAGCACAUCAAGAAUAAACCACGCAUCAAUGACGACCCCAAGGAUGCCCUACUGAGGGAGUUUCAGGAGGAGAUCGCCAGGCUGAAGGCGCAGUUGAAAAAGCGCUCAGGAGAAAAAAAGAAGAAGAAGAAGAAGCAGAGGAGGGCUGGGGACGGGAGCAAUGGUGAGGAUCUGGGAGGAGAGACAGAGGAUGAUGAUGAAGAUGGAGAUGACAACGGAGAUUACUGGCGGGAACAACAGCUUAAGCUAGAGAGAGAGAGGAAUGCCAUUAUGGAGGAUCACAGUCUGGUGGCUGAGGAGAAAGUUCAACUGCUCAAGGAAAUAGAGAAGAAAAUGGGAGACUUGAGGACGGAGAGGGAGGCUGGAGAGUUGAUUCAGGCUAAAGUUAAGGCAAUGGAGAGCAAACUUCUGGUUGGGGGGGAGAACAUAGUGGAUCACACCAACAAGCAACAGAGAAUGCUGCAGCAGAGGAAGCAUGAAAUCGCUGAAAAGAAAGACAGAGAGCGAGAGAUGCAGCAGCAGAUGGAGUGUCGUGACGAGGAGACUCUGGAGCUGAAAGAGACCUUUACUUUCUUGCAGCAGGUUGUCAACAGCAAAACCAAGAAGCUGAGAAAGGUGUUUACCAGGCUGCAGGCAAUGAAGGCAGAAAUCCACGACAUCCAGGAGGCACACAUCAAAAAACGCCAGGAGCUGGAACAGAACCAGAAUGACCUCACCAAGGAGCUCAAACUCAAACAUCUGAUCAUUGAGAACUUCAUUCCCCCAGAGGAGAAGAGCAAAUUAGACAGCAGAGUUUACUUUGAUGAAGAGGAUGAUCACUGGAAACUGAAGCCCAUCACGCCUGCUGUACACAUCCCGACACUGAAACUGGACCUUCCAACACGGACAACUUUGGACUAUCAGGCGCCGGUGGUCGCCCCAGCGCUGUUAGAAGCUCUGAGGAACGCUCUCAAGAUUGAUGAUGUGAUGGUGAUAGAUGCAUCAGACUGUCAAAGGCCAGCCAGCACCAUCUCCAGCCUCAAGAAAUCCAAGUCUGGUCGAUCAAGAGCUGGCAAGAGGUUGGGCAGCCCUUCCAGUCCAGGACCUCCUCUUUACCCAAAAUGCCGCGGCCUGGUGCCCAAGUGA
Messenger RNA from Limanda limanda (common dab), 2127 nucleotides. RefSeq names its product kinesin-like protein KIF3B. The record is from RefSeq and is a predicted model, not a curated record. The transcript has 7 exons. Gene Ontology annotation, molecular function: microtubule binding; microtubule motor activity; ATP binding. Gene Ontology annotation, biological process: microtubule-based movement. Bases 1 to 2127 code for a protein of 708 amino acids. NCBI's taxonomy places the organism in Eukaryota, Metazoa, Chordata, Actinopteri, Pleuronectiformes, Pleuronectidae.